Messenger RNA from Sphaerodactylus townsendi, 1964 nucleotides. RefSeq names its product E2F transcription factor 5 (gene E2F5). The transcript is spliced from 9 exons. Gene Ontology annotation, cellular component: RNA polymerase II transcription regulator complex. Bases 122 to 1270 code for a protein of 382 amino acids. Lineage: Eukaryota; Metazoa; Chordata; Lepidosauria; Squamata; Sphaerodactylidae. Gene Ontology annotation, molecular function: RNA polymerase II cis-regulatory region sequence-specific DNA binding; protein dimerization activity; DNA-binding transcription factor activity, RNA polymerase II-specific. The record is from RefSeq and is a predicted model, not a curated record. Gene Ontology annotation, biological process: regulation of transcription by RNA polymerase II.
AGCCGUUCGGGAGAGAGGGCGGAAGGCGGCGCUCUUCGGGGCCUGCGGAGGGGCCACGUGGGGCUGCUGCUGCUGCCGCUGCCGGGGAAACCCAGCUGCCCGGGGCGGCCGGGGAUGCAGCAUGGCCGCGGCGGUGCUGGCCGAGUCGGUUCCUGGCAGCCUGGAGGCAGCUGGAGGAGGAGGAGGAAGCAGCAGCAGCAGCCGGCACGAGAAGAGCUUGGGGCUGCUCACCACCAAGUUCGUGUCCCUCCUGCAGGAGGCCAAGGACGGCGUGCUCGACCUGAAAGCGGCGGCCGAUACUCUGGCAGUGAGGCAGAAAAGGCGGAUCUAUGAUAUCACCAACGUGCUGGAAGGGAUAGAUCUAAUUGAAAAAAAGUCAAAGAACAGCAUCCAGUGGAAAGGCGUGGGUGCUGGCUGCAAUACACAGGAAAUAGUAGAUCGACUGAGGCAUCUUGAAGCAGAAAUUGAAGACCUGGAACGAAAGGAAAAGGAGCUGGACCAGCAGAAAUUGUGGUUGCAGCAAAGCAUUAAAAAUGUUAAAGACGACUCCACAAAUAAAAGUUUUUCAUAUAUCACUCAUGAAGACAUUUGUGACUGUUUCAAUGGGGAUACACUUCUAGCAAUUCAAGCACCAUCUGGCACACAGUUAGAAGUACCUAUACCUCAUCUGGGCCAGAAAAAAUACCAGAUCAAUUUAAACAGCCACUCGGGGCCCAUCCACGUGUUGCUCAUCAAUAAAGAGUCCAGUUCCUCUAAGGCAGUGGUUUUUCCAGUUCCGCCACCAGAUGACCUUAUUCAUCCUCCAUCUCAAGCUGUGGUUCCACUGACUUCUCCGAAACUGAACGCUGAGCCUCAGAAUGUACAGGAGGAUAAAAACACGAGACAGGGUCAGUCCCUUCCACAGACACCAGCUGGAGAUAUACCUACAGAUAGUUCUCAAGAGAAUACAACUCCUGGAACUCUUUACGCCAACAUUCCAGAUUCUGAGCUGUACGACAGCCUUGUAAGAGAAACUACGCCGAGCUCAAAUACCUGCCAGCCCUUCCUCCCGCUGGAUGUUAACAGCAUCCUCAAGCCCAACUCAUUUGAUAUAGGAAAGACAGAUGAGCGUGAAGGCAUAAUGAACAGUGAUAUCAUCGAUGAACUGAUGUCCUCUGAUGUGUUUCCACUGCUGCAGCUCUCUCCUGCCCCUGGUAAUGACUACACCUUCAACCUGGACGAUAAUGAAGGAGUCUGCGAUCUCUUUGAUGUGCAGAUACUGAACUAUUAGAUUCCAGCCCAGCUGGAAUGCCUCAUCUACCUCUCGUCGUGUAACAGACUGUUUCAUAACACACACGUACAAUAACGAAUGUGAGAUUUUGAUAACAACGCCAAAAUGGUCAUUUUCCCUCUUACUUUGAUACUAAGAAACUUCUAAACUCCGCAAACGACAAGUGGCUUUUUAAAAAUGCAUCACAGAAGUGCAGGCAAAUGGAAAACUGGUUUCAACAUAUUUAAGAAUAAUAAUUUCAUAGUUCUUAUUCCUGCAAGUGAAAUAAUGUAGACAUGAAACACAGUGCUGCAUUUUAGUCACACCUUGCCAUUUGGACACUCUCUGUAGUCGCUUUAAAACUUUGCCCGGUUUUAUCUUGAUUCUUCACUGCCAAUUGUAAAAUGAAGAGCAUUAGCUAGAUAAUGCUGUAUCGUUCCACUGAAUCCAUUUCGUGGGGUGCCUUCUUUAUUAGCACUUUAAGUUUCUCCUCCCUCCCUUUCUUCCCUUUUAAAAAACUUUUAACAUUCCAUAUCCCUAGUUUUAGGAAUACUCAUUUAUUUACUGUUAUUUCAAAAUAUAUAUAUACAAAUUUUUGUCUUAUAAUUAAUUUUCAGCUUCUCCGUCACAGUAAUACAGUUUGUAGAUUAUACUGAAGAGUGCCAAUGUCUGUAUAUUAACAUUUUUUAAAAAAUAAAUAAACAGUAUAUAGAUA